Dermacentor albipictus is the source of this 2411-nucleotide messenger RNA. RefSeq names its product short-chain dehydrogenase/reductase family 9C member 7-like. Gene Ontology annotation, cellular component: intracellular membrane-bounded organelle. The record is from RefSeq and is a predicted model, not a curated record. Lineage: Eukaryota; Metazoa; Arthropoda; Arachnida; Ixodida; Ixodidae.
UGUUUGCAUCAGUUGGUCGCUAGAGUUCCGCAUCGGCGUUAAUAUAUUGUCUGGCGGCUGUGUACGGUGCCCUUGAAUAACUGCGCAAGCACUCAUCGCAGGAUGCGACACCGGCUUUGGGUUCAUGCUUGCCACGCAGCUAGCUGAUGAGGGAUUCUUCGUGUACGCCGGGUGCUUGGACGAACACGGUGACGGCUCGAAGUUACUGAAGAGGACGACGAACAUCCGGGUUUUACAAAUGGACGUCACGAAGGAGGAAGAAGUCGAUCGAGCUUUCCAGAUUGUGCAGGAGACUCUCGGUGGGAAGCAUUUGUGGGCAGUGGUCGCCAACGCCGGGGUCGGCAGCAUUGGCUACAUCGAGUAUCAGCCUUUGAGACGCGUUCGCUCCGUGUUCGAUGUCAACACGUUCGGCGCCCUCUCCGUGUCUGCCACCUUCCUGCCGCUGCUCAAGAAGGCUCGCGGAAGGCUCGUCCUGGUCACCAGCAUUUUGGGUCGAAUGACUUUUCCCGAGUGCCUCACCUACUGCAUGUCCAAGAGUGCCUGCACCUCGCUCGCCGACGGCCUCCGACGUCAAUAUCUCAACAGGGGCGUUCACGUGUGCACUGUAGAGCCCGCCGCCUACAGAACGGCGAUGAUGGACCAUGCGAAGAUGGAAGAGACUUACGACCGCGACAUGGCGCUGCUCCCGGAAAGCGUUCGCAGCGCCAUCAACGAGCGGUCCGUCGCGCGCUCUAAGCACAGGGCGGAUGUUCUCCACUCCUUCAUCAUGAGAGACAGCACGCAGGAGGCAGUGGACGCCAUGAAGCGGGCCGUGCGGGAGCGACUUCCCCGCGCGGCUUACAAACCCGGCGGACUCUCGGACGCCGUCAUACGGUGGUUCUGCGACAUGGGGCCGACAGACAUGGUCGACGAAGCCAUCGACGCGGCGCGCAGUAUAGCGAUGCUCAUGAAGAGGAAGUAGGAGCACGCGCCUUCCAUCCGGUCCCCGACUAGAGCGAACUGGGCACUCUCUUCCAAAAACAAUAAUUGCGAUGAAACCGUCGACGAAGGUGGUCGAUGCAAAUUAAUAGCUGAACGUUUCUACAAAGCUAUUCGCUUUAGUGAACGAAUGAUCAGUUUGGAAGGGGCGUAGUUGUUGCCGCGAGAAGAUUGAGGUAGCGUUUAUCGUUUCGUUCAGUAAUUUUGCGAGUAAUAGACCCGCUAACCGGUUAUUCUGCAGAAGUAGUCUAGGUAUAGCCACUUAUACUUCGACUGAGUAAUAUACGUGGUUCUACGAAUAGGCUUAUUUGUCAUAUUGGUGUCGUCUCCAGCGGUACCCAAGGCCACUGCCAUUCUCCUCUCCCGGCGCUGGAACCCUUUCCCGCAACCGUCGAUGAAGGAGAGCGUGGUGGGGAAAGAAGAGGGCUUUUCUUACCGAGUGCUCCACCGCAGCAUCUAAACCUUCAGACGCCAAAAGCUACCGCACGACAACACGUUCCUCUCAAAGAUCGAUACAGUGGGCUUUGGGCAACGAAAGCGCUGUGCCAUUCGGUUGCGCGACAUCACGCGCCUAUUGUAUGGGCGGCUUAAGGGCGACCAGUGCCGAGCACCAUGCACAAAAACGGACGAAACAGCCAAAUAAGUCUACUCACUAAAAUAUCUUCCUUUCAUCGAAUGCAACAGGGACCACUGCGCAAAUACAACACGGAGAAAGAUGAACGGUUUACACACUUCUUCACGUCGGUAUAUCAAGAUUCACUUCCCAGCCACUUGAGGACUUCACUUGAGGCACGUAACCUGACUAGGACGGUCUUGCAGUAAUCAAGCGGCAUCUCCUUCCACAACGCCAGAAACAAAGUAGAUGACGAUUCAUGAUGACCUGGUUUGCAUAUUCACAGACAUAGAGCAAUACAUCAACGGUUAUGAAAUGAAGGGGGCGGGGUAGGAGUCUUGACAUCUACUUCAGGGAUGCCAAAGAAGCAACUCUAGGAAUACAGGGGAGGUAUACUGUAAAACUCCACCAAGUAGACAUGUCCAUUUCGUCUACUGUAGAAGUUCUGUUUGGCUGGGCUGCUCUGCGCGUCUGAAGCAUAAGCCGCCAUAGCCAAUGAGCACUUGAGCAGCAGACUAAAUUGACAUGCGGACCCUUACAAAAUAGCUCCCCUAGUCUCCUAGACUGCCUCGUCUCGUUCACGCUGGCCUCCUGGCACGACAGGUCAUGCCUGAUCAACGUAGUGGAGGUGUCUGAUCAGGUGAGCGCAUUUUGAGAGCGGCCAGUGCCAUUGGGCUCGUCCGUUUUGUUGCGAUAGCACUUUGGACACUCCAGGCACACUUUUGUCAUCGUCAUCGCCGUGAUGUUCUGUAUAAAGUACAAGGGCGAUAACACCGUCCCCGCGCGCCGUAUGCCAUAUAUGCGAGUGACAGCGUGCGGG